Molecule: messenger RNA, 864 nt
Organism: Oncorhynchus nerka (sockeye salmon)
Lineage: Eukaryota; Metazoa; Chordata; Actinopteri; Salmoniformes; Salmonidae
Exons: 2
Coding region: 1-864 (287 amino acids)
Source: RefSeq, a predicted model, not a curated record
AUGGAAGCCUAUCAGCUCACCACAAAGCUCACCACAGAGCUCACCACAGAGCUCACCAACACACACACCCUGGAGGAAGAAACAACACACCCUGACAGACCUCCAUCAGUCAGCUCCAUCACCCUCAACCCCCAGGCUUUCUCCCUCUACACCCAACCCAGACCUCCAUCAGUCAGCUCCAUCACCCUCAACCCCCAGGCUUUCUCCCUCUACACCCAACCCAGACCUCCAUCAGUCAGCUCCAUCACCCUCAACCCUCAGGCUUUCUCCCUCUACACCCAACCCAGACCUCCAUCAGUCAGCUCCAUCACCCUCAACCCCCAGGCUUUCUCCCUCUACACCCAACCCAGACCUCCAUCAGUCAGCUCCAUCACCAUCAACCCCCAGGCUUUCUCCCUCUACACCCAACCCAGACCUCCAUCAGUCAGCUCCAUCACCCUCAACCCCCAGGCUUUCUCCCUCUACACCCAACCCAGACCUCCAUCAGUCAGCUCCAUCACCCUCAACCCCCAGGCUUUCUCCCUCUACACUCAACCCAGACCUCCAUCAGUCAGCUCCAGACUCCUCAAUCCCCAGACUUUCUCCCUCUACACCCAACCCAGACCUCCAUCAGUCAGCUCCAUCACCCUCAACCCCCAGGCUUUCUCCCUCUACACCCAACCCAAACCUCCAUCAGUCAGCUCCAUCACCCUCAACCCCCAGGCUUUCUCCCUCUACACCCAACCCAGACCUCCAUCAGUCAGCUCCAGACCCCUCAACCCCAGGCUUUCUCCCUCUACACCCAACCUAGACCUCCAUCAGUCAGCUCCAUCACCCUCAACCCCCAGGCUUUCUCCCUCUACACCCAACCCAGACCUCCAUUAG